GCAGCACUUCACUUCCUUCUCGGAGACGGUGACUACAAGUCAGCUGCUGUUUCUGGUUUGACUAUGCAGCCCCGCCACAGCUCUCAGCCCAAUUAAAUGACUUUCCUGAAGUCUUUGUGGACGCAACAUGUCAGCAUCAUCUGUGAUCUGCAUAGAAAAAAGAGCUGAGUACAAUCAACCUUAUCUCAAUGAAUCGUUCCUUUCAUGUCACUAGCAGAUGUUCAAUAUUCCAGGCGUGUUCAUCCUUGUUGCGUCACGUUUCAGACUGGAUCGCCCGAAGGGUCACGCUCACCUCAGGUCACCCAGAUCUCAGGUGUGCACACCUGAGCAGACGGCAUCGACGUAUAUGAGCUGCCACAAGGAAUCCACACAGUCAUGCGCCUCCACAAGCCGAGACUGGCACUGUCCUGUGUGCCUGCAGACAGCCAGCUUCCCCGUCCAGACCAACUGUGGUCAUUUGUUCUGUGCUCCCUGUCUGAUCGCCUACUGGAGACACGGGUCCUGGCUGGAUGCAAUCAGCUGUCCUCUCUGCAGAGAGAAGGUCAGCGUGCUGUGUAAUCUGUUUAAUGAGAGUCAUUCGGAUCGUCAGUCGAAGGAGGUUCUCGGGGAAAUCACAGACUACAAUAAGCGUUAUUCCGGAGCCCCACGAAGGGUAACAGACUACCUGUGUGACACACCUCUCCUCCUGCAGUUACUGGUGCGAGGCCUGGGCACCAUGGGAGUACUCGUGUGGCUGUUUUUCUUCAGGGUGGCGCUUUGCUGCGUGGGGACCGUGAUGUCCAUCUCCUCGCCUCCUCUGGAGACCAUUUCCUCAGCUGUAAGCCCCCUGGAAACAGACCCCUCCCUCUGUGGACUGCUGGGGGUCUUGGAUGACCUGGUGGUGGUCAUCCUGCUCCUCAUCUGCGUUAUCAACAUCAACCAGCAAAUGGCGCCAGAGAGAGGAGGACGCUCUGUAGAAGCGACAACCUCACAAGGAGUAAUGGGGAGUUCACUGUAGUGUCAGUACAAGUCUGACAUGGACUUUCAUUGGAUUUCCUCGCUCAGUCUGCAGCUAGUUGGAUUAGUAGAUGCAAGAAUAUUGACAAAAGCCCAGCAUGCAGCAGUGGAGAUGUCAGCCUGUGUCUGAGCCUCUCGGACUGUGGACUCAAGACUACAAGCAUGUUUUUUUUUUAAGUGAUAACAGAGCCUUGAGGGAUUUCUGAACACAAAGCCAUGCAGUGUGCUGGUUCAGCUGAGGUCACAAAUGCUUAUUGCUGAAAUUCCCAAGGUGUUCGGUUGGAAGCUCUUUAAUCAAUAUUAAAACAGAAAAAAUCUUUAUCACUCUCAAUUUAAUCUGUUGCUUCAGCUUAUAAAUUUGAACUGUAAUCAGGAUUCUUUAGCAUCUUACCCAUCAGAAAAAUGUUAUUUUUCCUCCUAACUGAACAGCAAUUUUCAAUUUUGUUUCAGAAAGCUUUAGAAAAGCUGUUGUUUCAGUACUGUAAUAUUGACAUGUAAAUAUAUUGUACGAAUUCAAGUUUUUUUGUUGUUGAAAAUAAAGAAUAUUUAUUGUCUUA
Molecule: messenger RNA, 1553 nt
Organism: Acanthopagrus latus (yellowfin seabream)
Lineage: Eukaryota; Metazoa; Chordata; Actinopteri; Spariformes; Sparidae
Product: RING-HC_RNF170 domain-containing protein
Exons: 6
Coding region: 218-997 (259 amino acids)
Molecular function (GO): ubiquitin protein ligase activity
Source: RefSeq, a predicted model, not a curated record